AUGUCUGUUCUAUCGGCCGUUACUGCCUUGCUUAUAUGGCUCGGCCUAGUGAAGGCUAAGCUGGUCCGCGAGACGCUGGAGUUCACCUGGGGCGAGGGCGCUCCAAAUGGCGUACCACGGCAGAUGGUCCUGACUAAUGGGGGGUAUCCGGGGCCAGAUUUAGUGUUUGACGAAGAUGAUGAUGUCGAGAUUCACGUCUUCAAUCAUAUGCCAUUUAAUACGACCGUACACUGGCAUGGUCAAUCAAUGGAAAACACUCCGUGGUCCGAUGGUGUCCCAGGGCUAUCCCAACCGCCCAUCCGGCCGAAUUCAUCUUUCGUAUACAAAUUCAAAGCAUCCCCAGCAGGCACCUUCUGGUAUCAUUCGCAUUUCAAAAACGUGCUGCAGGAUGGACAAGUGGGAGCAUUCUAUAUCCGCCAUAAGCCAGAUGCCCCGCGCCCAUACUCCGCAAUCACUAAAGACCGUGCCGAAUUGGUCAAAAUGCAGCGCGCCGAAGCCAACCCAAACUUGAUGCUAAUAACCGACUGGACUCAUUUCACAGCUCAGGAGUACUACCAAGCCGAGAUUGAUUCUGGCCUGAAUCUCUUCUGUAUCGAUAGCAUUCUCAUAAACGGUAAAGGCUCGGUUUACUGCCCAGGGGGUAAGUACAUGCAGGGUCUUGCAGGCUCUCAGAUCGGGCUGGUACUGGAAGGUACAAACUUGACCGAUCGAGGGUGCUUGGUGCCCGCAUUGCACAACGUCCAGGGGAGCUGGCCAAACCAGAAGCCUGAUGCAGUCCCACAAUCUAUGCACAACAACUGCACCCCGUCUGAUGGUGGUAUGCCUGUGAUUAAGGUUGAUCAGCGGGAUGGAUGGGCGAGUCUGAACUUCAUUGGUGCGCAAGCGCAAAAAGGGACUACUUUCUCAGUGGACAACCAUCCGAUGUGGGUAUAUGAGGUGGACGGCCAGUUCGUGGAACCGCGUCAGUACGAGAUGGUCGGGAUGUACAAUGGUGCCAGGUACUCGGUUCUUAUAAAGCUGGAUCAGGCACCGGGGGAUUAUGCGAUUCGAGUCACUGAUAAUGGGGGAGACCAGGUUAUCAGCGGCUACGCUGUUCUUUCCUACAGUGCCCCAAACCGGAAAGGGGAUGGGGUCAGACCACAAGCACUAGUUGGCCCCCAUACGAAGGGAUAUAUUGACUACGCCGGACAGAACACGUCUGCUAGCGUUAGGUAUCUGAACUAUACCGAGAAUCUCCCCGCAUUCAACGUUCCCCUGCUACCGAAGUCUGCGGACCUCACCCUGAAAACUCACAUGACGCGCAUCAACAGUUCGUACCAAUGGUCCUUAGGCAACGGAGUCCUGUACGAACCCGAGACCACGGCAGACACCCCGCUCAUAUUCGCGAAGCAGCCACUGGAUCUAAUAGCGCCGAAAUACGUACUCCAAACGCUCAACAACACCUGGGUGGACAUCAUCAUCCAAAUCGUAUCCGACCCCGAGAUGGACCCCAUUCACCCACCGCAUCCCAUCCACAAGCACGGCAAUCGUGCCUAUAUCAUCGGCGAUGGAAUGGGCGUCUUCAACUGGUCAUCCGUCGACGAAGGAAUCCGAGAGAGGCCCGACCUCUUCUACCUCGAUAAACCCGCGUUACGCGACACAUUCACCACGAACACACUCACGGCUUCCCAGGAUGGUGGAGUAUGGAUAGCGAUCCGGUACCAUGUCCAGGGACCAUUUCCCUCGCUGCUCCAUUGCCAUAUCACCACGCACCAGGAGGGCGGUAUGGCGUUGGCCCUCCUGGACGGGAUUGACGUAUGGCCUGAACUGCCGACAAAGUCGGAAGUGGUGAGGCUACAGCAGCAUGCCGGUAGACCUAGAACAUAA
This is a messenger RNA of Aspergillus alliaceus, 1866 nucleotides long. Its product is annotated as multicopper oxidase. The record is from RefSeq and is a predicted model, not a curated record. Gene Ontology annotation, molecular function: oxidoreductase activity; copper ion binding. NCBI's taxonomy places the organism in Eukaryota, Fungi, Ascomycota, Eurotiomycetes, Eurotiales, Aspergillaceae. Bases 1 to 1866 code for a protein of 621 amino acids. The transcript has 7 exons.